AGGUUGGGAAGCUCAGCCAGGCCAGCCAUGCCCUCCUCGCAGCGCCGGCUCAAGGCAGCCGACCGACUCAAUGGUUAGGCCUGGGGGUAUCUGCCCUGCUGCAGGUCCCUGGAAGGCAGCUUGCAGCAUCACAGACAUUCACAGCAUGCCUUAUUUUCCAAGACUCAUUUUGUUCUUGUUUUGCUUGAUGGUUCUCGUGGAGAGCAGAAAGCCCAAGAGGAGGAGAGGGACAGGGCCGCUGGAAACCAAGCCAAGUCACCUGUAUAAGAAGAACCCCGAUAUGACCAAAAUCCGACAUGGAAAACCUCAGCCGCUUCUCAGAGUGGAUGACCAUGAUUUCACCAUGAGGCCUGCCUUUGGAGGCCCUGCCAUCCCAGUGGGCGUGGACGUGCAGGUGGAGAGCCUGGACAGCAUCUCCGAGGUGGACAUGGACUUCACCAUGACCUUGUACCUGCGGCAUUACUGGAAGGAUGAGCGGCUGGCUUUCCCCAGCGCCAGCAACAAGAGUAUGACCUUCGAUGGCCGGCUGGUGAAGAAGAUCUGGGUCCCCGAUGUGUUCUUUGUUCACUCCAAAAGGUCGUUCAUCCAUGACACCACCACAGACAACAUCAUGCUGAGAGUGUUCCCUGAUGGGCAGGUGCUGUAUAGCAUGAGGAUUACGGUCACUGCCAUGUGCAACAUGGAUUUCAGCCACUUUCCCCUGGAUUCUCAGACCUGUUCUUUGGAGCUGGAAAGCUAUGCAUAUACAGAUGAAGAUCUGAUGCUGUAUUGGAAGAAUGGGGACGAAUCCCUGAAAACGGAUGAAAAGAUCUCCCUAUCUCAGUUUCUGAUUCAGAAAUUCCACACCACUUCCAGACUGGCCUUCUACAGCAGCACAGGCUGGUACAACCGUCUGUACAUCAACUUCACGCUGCGUCGCCACAUCUUCUUCUUCUUGCUGCAAACCUACUUUCCCGCCACCCUGAUGGUCAUGCUGUCCUGGGUGUCCUUCUGGAUCGACCGCAGAGCCGUGCCCGCCAGAGUCUCACUGGGGAUCACCACAGUGCUGACCAUGUCCACCAUCAUCACGGGCGUGAACGCCUCCAUGCCCCGCGUGUCCUACAUCAAGGCCGUGGACAUCUACCUCUGGGUCAGCUUCGUGUUCGUGUUCCUCUCGGUGCUGGAGUACGCGGCCGUCAACUACCUGACCACCGUGCAGGAGCGGAAGGAGCGGAAGCUGCAGGAGAAGUUCCCAUGCAUGUGUGGAAUGCUUCACUCAAGAACCAUGAUGCUAGAUGGAAGCUACAGUGAGUCUGAGGCCAACAGCCUAGCUGGGUACCCAAGAAGCCAUAUUCUGCCAGAAGAAGAAAGACAAGACAAAAUAGUGGUCCACCUGGCCCUGAGCAAUGAAUCCAGCUCCUCCAGGAAGAAGGGGCUUCUGAAGGGCCAGGUGGGUCUUCGCAUCUUCCAGAACACCCAUGCCAUCGACAAAUACUCCCGGUUGAUAUUCCCAGCUUCCUACAUAUUUUUCAACUUGAUUUAUUGGUCAGUGUUUGCCUAGGGACUCCGAGGCUGUGCCUGGCGAAGGUAACUUCUAAACCCUUAGACUGUCCUGCCUGAUAUGGACAUCUAUGGGGUCUGGCCGGCUGUCCCCUCACAGACAGAGCAGCAGCUUCUGGACCACCUUGAGCAGAAUCCUGGCCCCUGGAGGACCCCAGGAGCCCUCCAGCUGCCCUUCCCCAGACCUCGUGGGCUUGCUCGUCUUUCCUGCUGUGCUGUGUCCCACUUCUUGCCUCUCUGGGACUGUCUUCUUCUGUUCUUGUGUGUGAACAGUUUCAUGAGGGCCCCCUUCCAAUAAAGAAAAGGCUCAAAUGCCUUCCAGAUAAAUAUUCGGAGACCCUUAUAAGGCCUAGGAUUCUGUUAUAGAGGAAAGGGGAAAAUGAAAGGCAAGCUUAGGGGCCUUCUUGACAGGAGACAGGAAAUGAGGAUUCAAAAUGGAAAUGAAAAAAUCUGUAAACUCUACACCUGGAUUAAGUGCCUAUCUAGGAAAGAAGAAAAAGGAAAACUCAGAUCCCAGACAGGAAAUGAUUUGACCUGAGUGAGUCUGGCAACUCCCAUGAUUUUGCAGUAUUAAGGAACAUCAUUCUUUCAUCCAUCCAUUCAGCCACUCAUUAAGUAUUGAAUACCUAGCCUGUGCCAACGCUUAUUUUUCUCAGCAAUAUGUGACAAUAUACACUGAAUAUUGCCUACCAGGGAGACUCUGCCCAAACUCAUCAGGAUGCAGAGUUUUUUGAGGGGGCUGGCCAUCUGGAUACAGCUGACUCCCUAUAUGGUUGACCUUAUAGGUUCUCCCAUUCCUCCAGAGGCUGAGUUGAUAACCCUCAGCCCAAGACCCCAUCAUAAGUCAAACUGUUAGCCUAGACCAUCUGGCAUGGCUAUAGGCCCCCAGGUGAACAAAGACCCUCCUAUCAGGUAGGACAAUUCAGGGGUCUAGAAGUUACCUCCCAAGAGCUGGAGGCCAAGGCCCAAAUCUGUCUUUUGGUAAUCCUGUACUACACAAUAAUCCUUGUCAAUUCCUCAUUGUUAAUGUGGAUAACUCUGCUUCCAGUCAUUAGAAGAUUCAUGUAACAGACAUUUAAAAACAUCCCUACAGUAGAUAUUGGGCUCUCCUCGUGGCUCAAAUGGUAAAGACUCUGCUUGCAAUGCAGGAGACCUGGGUUUUAUCUCUGGGUUGGAAAGAUCCCCUGGAGAAGGGAAUGGCAACCCACUCUAGUAUUCUUGCCUGGAGAAUUCCAUGGACAGAGGAGCUUGAUGGGCUAUAGUCCAUGGGGUCGCAAAGAAUUGGACACAACCGAGUGUCUAACACUUUCACUUUUUUUCACUACACUAGACAUAGUGGGGUCCAAAGUAAGAAGACAUAAUUAUAUUCUCACACAGCCCUCAGAGAAAGGACUGGUCAAGGAUGUGAUAUAUGACUAUGUAUACAUUAAAAAUGUUACACGCAACAAAAAUGGUUCAAUGUGUAAUGGAAAUUCUGAGGAAGGAAUGAUUUCCAGUGGAAGGCUGAAUCCCGUGGAGAUAACAGCUUCUGAGCUGUUCCCUGAAGGUUGGGGAUCUGGAGAAGAAAUGUUCAUGCCAAGUGCACAUGUAGAAAGUACAUGCUAAACGUGGGCUUUCCAGUAUGGUAGCCACUGGCCAUGAAUUUAAAUUUAAGUUAAUUAAAGUUUAAAAAAACCUGAGUUCUUGCCACACGGCUUUAGCCACAUUUCAAGUACUCUACUCAAUAGCCAUAUGUGGCCAGUGGCUGCUGUAUUGGAUAGUGCAGAGUUAUAAAACAUUUCCACAGUCACAGAAAGUCUUAUUAGUGCUGCUGUGGAUGGAAGGACUGGCCUGAGCAAAAAGCUUGAGAGAGGCAGAAUAGUUUGGGAUCACAGAGUGUAGAGUUUGUGGGGCAAGUCAUCUUUUUUUUUUUGCUGGAUCCUAGUUUGCAGGAAGAGGUGAGAGACGUGCUAUUUCUGCAACACUCGAAGUCAUGGCAGGUCCCCCAACCUCUCCCCACCCACCCAUGCUGAUGGAGACAGAGUCCCCUCCAUGUAGUUGCCUGGCCCAAGACCAGUGGCUCUCCCAGCCUUGUAAACAAAUGAAGAAUGAAGGUGCAUAAAGAAGGAAAUUGCAUGGUACAGGGCAUCUGGAAAUGUUCAGAAACGUUUACUCUCUGGAGACUCUCUAGGCCACACUGCUGCUC
Molecule: messenger RNA, 3724 nt
Organism: Capra hircus (goat)
Lineage: Eukaryota; Metazoa; Chordata; Mammalia; Artiodactyla; Bovidae
Gene: GABRR2
Product: gamma-aminobutyric acid type A receptor rho2 subunit
Exons: 9
Coding region: 71-1540 (489 amino acids)
Biological process (GO): nervous system process; chemical synaptic transmission; signal transduction
Cellular component (GO): membrane; synapse; GABA-A receptor complex
Molecular function (GO): GABA-A receptor activity; extracellular ligand-gated monoatomic ion channel activity; neurotransmitter receptor activity
Source: RefSeq, a predicted model, not a curated record